Messenger RNA from Arvicola amphibius (Eurasian water vole), 1297 nucleotides. RefSeq names its product ANKRD40 C-terminal like (gene Ankrd40cl). The transcript is spliced from 5 exons. Lineage: Eukaryota; Metazoa; Chordata; Mammalia; Rodentia; Cricetidae. The record is from RefSeq and is a predicted model, not a curated record. The coding region runs from base 145 to 588 and encodes 147 amino acids.
GCUUACAAUCAAGAGAUCAUAUUCACAAGCCAGCCUGCCCAGGGCCAGUGACAGUAUAUACUAUCUUACUACACACACUCGAGAUACUAGGAAACACAUUUGGUUGGGAGCUUACACUAACUUGAGAGGGGCCGUCCAUUUGUCAUGGAGGAGCCUGAACAGGACAUCAGGGAGACGCUGGCAGGUGAAAAUGAACAAGGCAUGAAUAUGAAUCCACCCUUGUCAACUGAUCGGUGUAACGGCAAAACUGACACCACCAUGGGUCCAGCGCUGGUGCUUAAAGUAAGAAUUCAGAACUCCAAAAAAAAUGACUUCAUUGAAAUUGAACUGCACAGACAAGAGCUGAGUUACCAGAACCUACUUCACGUGAGCUGCUGUGAACUGGGGAUCCACCCAGAGCAAGUGGAGAAGAUAAGGAAGCUGCCAAACACGCUGCUCAGAAAGGACAAAGACAUUCAAAGACUCCAAGACUUUCAGGAGAUAGAGCUCUUGGUGAAGAGCGGGAGGUGUGAGCGCAGUCCGCACACAGCGUCACCUCUUACAGAGAGGCCCUGCUACAACAGCGAAGCUGCAACACUGACUUACUAGUUCCCGAAGAGAGGAGUCUGCAGUCAUCACCAACCACGAGGCCUAGACCAUGUGACAACCGGCUAACCACAUCUGAACUUUGGGAAAUUUCCUUAUUUCCAAGCUCUCUGAGCAGGAGCUGUUUACCCACAAAAGGCCAUGUGUAUUUUGAAGUACUGCACCCCAAUACUGACACUCUACUACUGAGCUGCAUACACACCCAGUCCCACUUACCUAUGAAGCGGAAUGACUUAGGAUCUGAGUAAACAAUCGACUCAAGGCUGAGACAACUUGUGAAAACAGCUUCAUCACUGCAGCUGGUGGCGGCUUCACUAGCUUACCCAAGUACAAGGCUGGUGGUGUUCACACCCCAGGCUAGUCCUCUCGGCGUGUUUUAGAUGGCUGUCACUUAUGAGCACUCAGCUGUAAGCUGCCCACACCCACUCACCCAUCGCUCCAUGAUUCCGCUAACAGUGACAGUGACUGUGACUGGACAGGAUGGAUCCACAAGUGGUAACUCCCCGGUUUCACUUUCAGUAAUAAGGAAAAUUUAGGCAGGGGCUUGAGGCUAGUUAGGUUAAUAGCUAAAAAUCACCAUCUGUACAACACUGAGAACUGCUUUAAAAUAAAUUUGUUUAGAAAAAAUUUUAAUUGAUACACAACAAAUUACUUCGGAGGGUAAUACAAUCCUAAUGGCAGAACGUAUGCAGGUGUUAUCCAAUGGCUACAG